This is a messenger RNA of Diatraea saccharalis (sugarcane borer), 711 nucleotides long. Lineage: Eukaryota; Metazoa; Arthropoda; Insecta; Lepidoptera; Crambidae. The record is from the annotation of a GenBank genome assembly.
AUGAAUAUCGAUACUGAGCGUGGUAUAACUGAAGUACAUAUUCGUCUGCCAUUGUGGGACCUUUCUAGUGAGUUGUACAAAGAUAGAGACGCCAAAAUUAAGGCUUGGUCAGAAGCAGCAGAAGGCAUCCCACCACAUCUAUUAAGACAGUACAUCGGACAGCAGCAAGCUCAACCACAACAGACACAAGUGAUCGCACGGCCAAUUGCACCAGCACCAGCUAGACUGCCUUACUCAGCCCAGAGUCAAGGACAAUACCAGCAAGAGCAACAGUAUCAACAGCCACAGUACCAACCGCAGCCGCAACAGCAGCCUCAAUACCGGCCCCAGUAUCAGCCAACGAGGCAGCAGGAACAACGCGAACCUCAGGAAGACUAUGAUCCUCAUCCAUCCUACCAGUUCGGUUUCGACGUGAACGAUGACCAAUACACCAACUACCAGAACCGCAAGGAGCAGAGGGACGGAGAUGUCAUCAAGGGCUCUUACUCAGUUGUGGACAGUGAUGGCUUCGUCAGGACUGUCACCUACACCGCUGACCCCAAGGAGGGUUUCAAGGCUGAGGUUUCACGGCAGCCAACAGACAUAGUUGUUAAGAUUCCGACACCGAAACCUCAACUGUUGCAGGCGCCCAUUGCCCACGCGCAGCCACACCCACAGCAACGGCCACAACAACAACAAGCACCUCAACAAUAUUACCGUUACGAACAGUAA